AUGUCCAACCCACACCUGCCUCAGCUCAGUAUAAGUCUGAAGGCAAAGGACAAUGACGAUCGCGACUCGGACAUCGAGCUCGCCAUGACGAAUAAUCCUCCUCCAACCCAAUCCCUCCCGUCGCUAUGGGGCAUACCCCUCAAGUACCUCUCAUUGGUAACUCUGGCGGUUCAAAAUUCAGCACUCACUAUCAUCAUGCACUAUUCUCGCGUCUCUACUCCACCUUCACGUACCUAUUCCGCAGCAACGGCUGUUUUAAUGAACGAAAUUUUGAAAGGGACAAUCUCCCUUCUUAUUGCAUUUGCUCGUAUCGAAUCCCCUUCUGCGUAUGAAGUGGGGCAAGUCUCUCACAUAUCUCAGCGGUCGCUCGUCAAUCGCCUAUCUGUCCGCCUCCGGAAGUUGUCGAAGGAAAUAUUCAGUCAAGAUUGCUGGAAGCUGUCAAUUCCCGCUAUUCUCUACGUCAUCCAAAAUAAUCUGCAAUACGUGGCUGCAUCCAAUCUAGAGGCUGCCACAUUUCAAGUGACCUAUCAAAUGAAGAUAUUAACGACAGCAGCAUUUUCCGUCUUGCUUUUACGCAAGAAACUAUCGACAGCCCAAUGGAUAUCAUUGUUGUUCCUUGCUAUCGGUGUUGGAAUCGUUCAAAUCCAAUCCGGCGUGGAUAAAUCGGCUUCGGUGGCUCCAUCAACAAACGUUGUUGCGCACUCAAUGAAUCCUAUGAAGGGCUUCUUAGCCGUCUUUGCUGCCUGCUUUACGUCUGGCCUUGCUGGCGUAUACUUUGAGAUGGUUCUUAAGAACUCUCAGGCCGAUCUCUGGGUUCGCAAUGUGCAACUUUCCCUAUUUUCACUUCUGCCCGCACUCGCACCUAUUAUUUUCGACCAACAAAGCAAUGGUGCCCAAAUCGGAAAAAGCCUUACUUCUUCAUUAUUUGAGAAUUUCGGAGCAUGGGCAUGGGCAACCGUCUGGGUUCAAGUUUUGGGUGGGCUGGUAACAGCCAUGGUCAUCAAAUACUCCGACAACAUUCUCAAAGGCUUUGCCACCAGUCUCAGCAUUGUCAUCUCUUUCCUGGCUUCAGUGGCUCUGUUCAAUUUCCAAAUGACCAUCACCUUCGUGCUUGGAUCUGUUAUCGUCCUCAUUGCCACAUGGCUUUACAACCAACAUCCAGCUCGUAUUAAUCUCGCCAUCAAUAAGGAUUCGUGGAUGUGGCUCAAAAACGAAAAGAAAGACGAACACCCUCUCACGUCCACGCAACCACACUAUGUCAACCUUUCUGCCAUCUCUUCAACAACAUCCUUGUCCUCCAUGUCUUCAUCAUUAGUUGCAACGCCAAACCCACCAGAGUCUGAAACAAGAUCGUUUAUUAUUCGAUAA
Messenger RNA from Psilocybe cubensis, 1368 nucleotides. RefSeq lists its product as uncharacterized. The record is from RefSeq and is a predicted model, not a curated record. Gene Ontology annotation, molecular function: UDP-galactose transmembrane transporter activity. Gene Ontology annotation, biological process: pyrimidine nucleotide-sugar transmembrane transport. The transcript is spliced from 3 exons. Gene Ontology annotation, cellular component: Golgi membrane. Lineage: Eukaryota; Fungi; Basidiomycota; Agaricomycetes; Agaricales; Agrocybaceae. Bases 1 to 1368 code for a protein of 455 amino acids.